This is a messenger RNA of Triticum turgidum subsp. durum (durum wheat), 825 nucleotides long. Lineage: Eukaryota; Viridiplantae; Streptophyta; Magnoliopsida; Poales; Poaceae. The record is from the annotation of a GenBank genome assembly.
AUGUCGCCGGCGGCGGACAGCGCAUCGGGAUCGAAGCGGCAGGCGGAGCUGCUCAAGCAGGAGGGCAACACCUGCUUCAAGAAGGACCGCAUCAGCGCCGCCAUCGACGCCUACACCGGGGCUAUAGCUCUCUGCCAAAAUGUUGCAGUAUACUGGACCAACCGAGCACUGUGCUAUAAGAAGCGGAAUGAGUGGGCUAAGGUUGAGGAAGAUUGUAGAAUGGCUAUCCAUUAUGACAGCCACUCCGUUAAGGCGCAUUACAUGCUUGGGCUUGCACUUCUCAACAGGCAGGAAUUGGCUGGAGGAAUAAAAGCACUAGAAAAGUCUUUGGAGCUUGGAAGGGGUGCACAUCCUGCAAGCUAUAUGGUUGAAGAGAUAUGGCAAGAGCUUUCUAAAGCAAAAUACAUUGAAUGGGAAGGCCUAUCAAAAAUGCGAUCCUCUCAAUUGCAUAAACUGAAUGCAACAUGUAAAGAAGCUCUAAAGAGCUAUAAUAGCCUUGAUAAUCCAACUGGAGACAUGUCUGAAGAGCAUCUAAAUGAGCUAGACGAAGUUUUCAGGAAAGCUGCAAAGGCCGAUACUCCAACAGAAGUUCCUGACCAUCUCUGCUGCAAGAUUACACUUGAUAUCUUCAGGGAUCCAGUGAUCACUCCAAGCGGAAUUACUUAUGAGAGGGCUGUGAUUCUUGACCAUUUAAACAGGGUUGGGAAAUUUGACCCUGUGACCCGUGAACCACUGGAACCAUUCCAACUAAUAUCAAACCUCGCCGUCAAGGAGGCUGUAGAUGUAUUUUUGAAGGAACAUGGUUGGGCUUACAAGAUCAGGUGA